AUGGUGUCUGUGGACGCUGUUGGUAGGUCAGGGGGUUUGAUCAGCAUGUGGGAUCCUUAUGUGUUUGAAUAUAUUGAUGUUAUCAGAGAACAAAGAUUCAUAGUGGUGCAAGGUAGCAUUAAACAUACUGGAGAAUUAAUUAACAUAGUUAACGUGUAUGCUUAUAAUGAUCCGGUAGAACGUAGGGCCCUAUGGGAGGAGUUGCUUUUGCUAAAGAAGUCGUUAGAAGGUAUGUGGGUGUUCGGUGGGGAUUUUAAUGACGUCAGGGAUCCGAGUGAAAGAUUCAAUUCUGAUUUCGUAGCCUUGAACGCUGAAUGGUUUAACUGGUUUAUUGAAAGAGCAGACUUGGUGGAGUACCAUAUGGGUGGGCGAAAAUUUACGUAUCAUUCAGAUAAUGGGGUACACAAAAGCAAAUUGGAUCGGUAUUUGGUUUGUAGAGAGUUUCAGGCAAAUGGCCGGCUGCUUCAGCUGUUGCUUUGUCCAAUGUGGUCUCGGACCACUGUCCAAUCUUGA
Molecule: messenger RNA, 513 nt
Organism: Helianthus annuus (common sunflower)
Lineage: Eukaryota; Viridiplantae; Streptophyta; Magnoliopsida; Asterales; Asteraceae
Exons: 1
Coding region: 1-513 (170 amino acids)
Source: RefSeq, a predicted model, not a curated record